This is a messenger RNA of Megalops cyprinoides (Indo-Pacific tarpon), 1345 nucleotides long. RefSeq names its product follistatin a (gene fsta). The coding region runs from base 296 to 1345 and encodes 349 amino acids. Gene Ontology annotation, molecular function: protein binding; activin binding. Lineage: Eukaryota; Metazoa; Chordata; Actinopteri; Elopiformes; Megalopidae. Gene Ontology annotation, biological process: regulation of BMP signaling pathway; cell differentiation; negative regulation of activin receptor signaling pathway. The record is from RefSeq and is a predicted model, not a curated record. The transcript has 6 exons.
CGCACACAGGCGAUCACCACUCGGUCGUCACCGUAUCCUACUGUAUACUGUUGCAGCGAGGGAAAGUUUCGACAAGAGAUGUCACCUGAUUGGGAUUGAAAGAACUUUUUAAAAAAUCUUUCUCCCCACCCCCACCGAUUAGGAGACCGCCCACCACAGACAGUCGGCCCGAGACCCCUUAUAGAUUUAAAAAGAGAGGCUGCAUUCACAGACUGACAUUCAUUCAACACUGCCAUCUUAAGCAGAUUACUUUACCGCUGCCUGUUCCAAUAAACUCGCUCACUUUGCCUCCAACAUGCUAAGGAUGCUAAAGAAACGUCAGCUCCAUUCGGGCAUGAUUUUUUUACUCAUGUGGCUCUGUCAUUUCAUUGAAGAUCAGAAAGUACAAGCUGGUAACUGCUGGCUACAGCAGGGGACUAACGGAAGGUGCCAGUUCCUAUACAUGCCUGGAAUGAGCAGGGAAGAGUGCUGCAGAAGUGGCAGACUGGGGACCUCUUGGACUGAGGAAGAUGUGCCGAACAGCACGCUGUUCAGGUGGAUGAUCUUCAAUGGAGGAGCCCCCAAUUGCCUACCCUGCAAAGAAACAUGUGACAACGUGGACUGCGGCCCUGGAAAGAAAUGUAAAAUGAAUAAGAGGAGCAAACCUCGUUGCGUCUGUGCCCCAGACUGCUCCAACGUUACCUGGAAAGUCCCCGUGUGCGGGUCCGACGGAAAAACGUACAAAGACGAGUGCGCUUUGUUGAAAGCGCGGUGUAAAGGUCACCCAGACCUCGAGGUGCAGUAUCAGGGCAAAUGCAAGAAGACAUGCCGUGAUGUUCUAUGCCCGGGUAGCUCAACAUGCGUAGUGGACCAGACCAACAAUGCGUAUUGUGUGACAUGUAAUCGGAUUUGUCCCGAAGUAACGUCGCCUGAGCAGUACCUGUGUGGAAACGACGGGAUCAUCUAUGCCAGUGCUUGUCAUCUGAGAAGGGCUACAUGCCUUCUUGGCAGAUCAAUUGGAGUUGCAUAUGAAGGGAAAUGCAUCAAGGCCAAGUCGUGUGAUGACAUCCAGUGCAGCGCGGGGAAGAAGUGUCUCUGGGAUGCGCGGAUGAGCAGGGGGCGCUGUUCUCUGUGCGACGAGGUGUGUCAGGAGAGCCGGUCGGACGAGGCCGUGUGCGCUAGCGAUAACACCACGUACCCCAGCGAGUGCGCCAUGAAGCAGGCCGCUUGCUCUAUGGGGGUUCUGUUGGAGGUUAAGCACUCUGGAUCUUGCAACUCCAUUACUGAAGACCAGGAGGAAGAGGAGGAAGAUGAAGACCAGGACUACAUGGCUUAUUUCCAUUUAUCAUCAUUACUGCACGGAUAA